UGUUCGGCGCCGAGCGGCCAGUGUCGGUCGCGGGAUAGUUGUCUGACGAGUGCUGGGAGUUUCGGGCGCGGGGGAAGUGUGGGGGUUCGUUGGAAUGUCUUCGCCGCUGGUCGGAACGCAGAUUGUGCAGGUGUUCUAGGAAUGCCCUCCUCUGCAGCAUGCACAGCUCGGCCGCGAAGCGGUGGGUGUGUGCCAGUACGUGCUUGCUGCUGUUCCCGCCCCUGCACGCAGGCGUGGGGCUGUGGUUCGUGCGCAGCCCCGAGCCCCUGAUCGCCCCUCCAGGGGACGAGGUGGUGUUCGACUGCUCCCUGAACGUGCCCGCGGACCAGGUGCGGUGGCGACACGGCGCUCGCUUCCUCGACAGCUCCUUCGCCGCCGGCCACGGCUCGCGCAGCAACCGCCUGGUGGUCCGUGCCAAUGACGCCUCUGACACGGGGGAGUACCAGUGCGUGGCGUGGUUCGGGGCGGCUGCGCUGACGUCCGUGCCGGCCGGCCUCACGCUGGCGGAGCUGCGGCCGUUCCCUGGGGGCGAGGACCGCGUGUACCAGGCGUCCCCGGGCAACACCGUGGCCCUGCGCUGCGACGCCCCGCUCAGCCGCCCGCCCGCCAUCCUGCAGUUCCUCAAGGACGGCCGCAAGCUGCCAGUGAGGCCGUCGGCGCGGACGGGCGCGCUGGUGCUGUCCAACGUCACGCUGGAGGACUCCGGGCGGUACGGCUGCCUGGCCACCAACUACCUGACCGGCCAGACGGAGCGGCUGCCCUACUCCCUGGUGCUGAGCGUGGGCCACCAGGGGAGGGAGCCGCCCCGCUUCCUGUCCCCUCCCCCCAGCGAGUAUACCGUGCAGGCAGGUGGGUGCUGCCCCCGGCCAGACGGAGCGGCUGCCCUACUCCCUGGUGCUGCGCGUGGGCCACCAGGGGAGGGAGCCGCCCCGCUUCCUGUCCCCUCCCCCCAGCGACUUCACCGUGCAGGCAGGUGGGUGCUGCUCCCGGCCAGACGGAGCGGCUGCUCUACUCCCUGGUGCUGCACGUGGGCGACCAGGGGAGGGAGCCGCCCCGCUUCCUGUCCCCUCCUCCCAGCGAGUACACCGUGCAGGCAGGUGGGUGCUGCCCCCGGCCAGACGGAGCGGCUGCCCUACUCCCUGGUGCUGCGCGUGGGCGACCAGGGGAGGGAGCCGCCCCGCUUCCUGCCCCCUCCCCCCAGCGAGUAUACCGUGCAGGCAGGCUGGAACGUGACGCUGGAGUGCAGCGGGGUCGGGGAGCCCGUGCCAUCCGUGUCGUGGAGCAGGCUCGGGGCGGGGCUGCCCGCGGAGCGACUGCGGCUGGUGGCGGAGGGGCUGGCCCUGCGGGAGGUCAGGCGCUCCGACGAGGGCACCUACCUCUGCCGCCUGGGCAACGGCGUGGGCGCCGAACUCACCCACCGAGCCACGCUGCACGUGCAAGAGGCGCCGGUGGUCACGCGCGAGCCGGGCAACGCCGAGGUGGAGGAGGGGGGAGAGGUCACCCUGGCGUGCGAGGCGAGGGGCAGCCCCGCGCCGCGACUGUCCUGGGUGCUGAACGGGGAGAGUCUGGACAACGACUCCCACGCCCGCGUCUCAGGAGGGAGGCUGCGGCUGGAGCGGAUAGAGAAAAGGCACGCGGGCAUCGUCCAGUGCUUCGCCAGCAACGAGCUGGGCUCCGCCUAUGGCUCGGCCACGCUCCAGGUGGUGCCCAAGCAGGUCACGUCCCAGCCGGGGGCCGGCCCCUUCCCCGCCGACCCCGACGUGGAGGCGGCGGCCCCCCUGCCCCCGGCCGUGUCCGGGGCGAAGGGCUCCGGCAGGCACGACGCGGGCCACAAGGGCAAGGGCCGCAGGAAGCACAAGGGCAACGCGGUGAUGAUCCCGCCGUCGCGGCCCAACAUCACGCGGCUGACGGACUCGUCGGUGAUGGUGCACUGGAGCGUGCCGCCCAACAGCGGCCUGCCCAUCCAGUUCUUCAAGGUGCAGCACCGCGAGAUGCCGCGGCAUCGCGGCGGGGCCCGGGCCAAGGGCAAGAGCUCGCGCUGGAAGACCAGCAACGAGGACAUCGCCCCGCACGUCUGCAGCUACGAGGUGGACGGCCUGGAGCCGGACCGCACCUACAGGUUCCGCAUCGCGGCGGUGUACUCCAACAACGACAACAAGCUGGGGCCCAACUCGGCCCGGUUCCACCUGCACCGCGGCUCCCACCUCGAGAGCACCCCGCGGCUCGUCCGGACCGAGGCCGUCGGCGCCACGGCCAUCCGGAUCUUCUGGGAGUUCCUGGCGGCGUCCGGCCGCGUGGACGGCUUCUACGUGUACUACCGCGCGACCAGCAGCGCGGGCCAGUACGUCAAGGCCACGGUGGAGGGCCAGGGCGCGCGCUCCUUCAACAUCACGCACCUCGCUCCCGACACCGCCUACGACAUCAAGAUACAGAGUUUCACCAUCGGCGGCGCCUCCGACUUCAGCGCGAUCCUCACCAACAAGACCCUCGGCAGCCCGACGGAGCGGCCGCAGGUGGUGAUGGUGGGGGCGGCCGGCAGCCCGCAGCCCUCCGCCCCCGGCGGCCGGCUGUUCCUGGUGGUGGGGGCCGUGUCCGGGGGCCUGCUGCUCCUCGGCGCGCUGCUGCUGCUCGCCGUGCUGCUGCGCCGUCGCAGGGCCGCGCGCGACCGCCGCUCCCCAGAACGCGACGGCCAGCACGACAAACUGGGUGAGUCGCCUUCAGCCAUAACACCGCCUAACGCAUACGCCACAAACUUGCUAAACGGCUCGCUGCCUCUUAACGGCUACCAGCAGGGUAACAAAAUGAACAUCACAACUAACCCUCUGGCCGACGCGGAUCAGAACAAGAUCCAGAACGCGGUGGAGAUGUCAUUCCUGUCGAGCCGCAACAAUAACUGCUCGUCGGCGAGCGAGGCCAGCAGCGGGGUCGACGCUGACGGCGGCCCGUCCGAGGACGAGGGGGCGGCCGCCCAGGAGAACUACGUCUGAAGCCCCCGCCCCGGGGCCCAGUAUUACCGGCGUGCCGUCGGCGGCAUGCCGCGCCCGUGUUCACUAAUCCCGCUGCGUUCCCGGUGCACUGGCCCCGCCUGCUGCGAGACAGCACACACCGCUCCGUCAAAUUAAAUAAAUAUUGUUACGCAGAACUGACCCAAGUGGAAACAUUUUUUUUAAAUUUUAAUUCUGCAUCAUUCGAUCAAAAAGCCGUUUCUUUCUCUCUGCUCGUAGAUCUAUUUUCCAGCUACCUUAAAGGAAAUUGGUAUGACGAUAUCCUGCAGCAUACUUUUAUUAGUUACUGCUCAGAUUAGUAGACUAUGCUUACAUAAUUGUUGCAUGAAUUACGAAGCAAAAAUUGCUUCAUCAAUUCUGCCUGUCAUGGGCAUCAGUCCCAGGGGAGGCCAGGGUCCCGGAAUUAAGAAGUUCCGCUUGCACUUACAAAACCGUGACUGUGAAAAAGUGGGUUUAUAAACGUAAAUUUCUGUAUAUUUUACAGUUUUAUGCUUAUUGCAUGAAUGUAGGCCAACAUGAUGGCAGUAUGCAACAUACAAGCACCCUAUCCAGGGAUGGCUUGUGUAGGUUAAAACCCACGUGUGAAACUCUAGGGGCACAUGUGCACCCCUGCUGCCCAUCACUACGAAAUGGCCCCGGAACUCUCUAUCGUGUCUUUUUUUUGACGCUCACGCAGGGACCGUAGCGGGGAAGAUUGUCGCCACAGUCGUGGGCUGCUCUCUGAAACGACGAGUAGCUCGCCUGUUCGACCUCCACUUCAGCUCUCACUGUCUCGCAGCAGGCCGGUAGCCAGUACUUACGGGAAUUCAGUUUCCAUGGUUGUGUUAAAAAAAAUUUAUUUCACUAUAUGUAGUGCAGUAGUUAUCUGGAGGACACGCAACGCACUGUUCUUGUGUUCGUUUUGUACAUUUAGUGUAAAUAUUUAUAGAGUUAUUUUGUGUAGAAGCAGUUUUCAAAUGAGUUUGGUGCAAUACAAAACUAACAUAAAAAUUUUUCAAGGCUUAUGUUAAAAAUUACAUUGUUCAUUGUGCAGUUACUUUUUGGGAACUUAAUUCAGACCAUUUUAGAGUUUGAAUUAAAUUGCCAAACGUCUGUGAAGUUAACUGUAUCAGAUUUCAGGACCUCAUUAAGUCACCUAAUUCAAUUUAUCUUCGAUACACAACACAGCUCACUGGCUAGCCACAAAGGGUGAGAUAUUUUCUGGCUUUAAAGUUUGAUGAACUUCACUGAUGUAUCUGCAGUUACAUAUUGCGCAGCUUCAAAAGUUACAGAAUUUUCUCUUUGCAAACUUUAUCAUUAACAGAGACUUUAAAAAAAAAUUGCAUUUGAACGAAUUCAAAAUUAAGUUGAUAAGCUUAAAAAUGAUAACUUAAAUUCAUGCCUGUUUUAAAUAGAAAACAGAUGGAUGUAACAAUAUAAAAAAAAAGAUUAAUUUGUUGAUUGGAUUCUAGAAUAACUAAUUCAAUACUCAAAAAUGUGCAGUUUUGUGAUAGCUUGAAAGGUCAUAGCUUGUCCCUUCCCUAACGAAUUACAUUUCGCGGGCUUGGUUUUUUGCCCAAAAAAAAAGUGUUUAAUUUUAAAUUGAGAACCCGGUUAACCAAAUGCACGGACAAUCGAGGAUCUACUGUAAUUGCAUUAUUUAAACAUUUUAACCCAUAAGAAAUAUUUUUCAACUACGUAGUAAAUUUGAUACAGUAAACCUUAUGCAUUCGCUGAUGGUACACCACUCUUUUGUGGUUCUUUGUACUUGUCUGUUUUUUGCACUGUAUCUCCGUGGUCUCUAGGCUAGAAGAAAAAAAAAAAAAGGUUUGCUGUAAUAAUUAUGAAAAAAUCUGCACUCCUGGUUGACAACUAUAAAGCACAUAUCUCAAUGUGAAGACAUGCUUGACUGAUAGAGGGGGGCAUAACAGGAACUAUUAGCUUUAAAUCUUGCCUUAGGUUAGGAGUACUUUUGUACUUAAUUCAGAACAACAUCACUGGUGUUGCCAUAUGUAAUACUGCCUGUAAUAGUGUGUGUUUGUAUGGAUGAUUGUUCAAUUACUUUAGUUGUGUACAUCGGGAAGAAAUGACAGUAUUUACGAAUGUUGGGUUGUUAGUUCAGUGAAUAGGUUUUCUUUGUUUGUUAAAUAUCUAGUGAAUUAAUAGUAAAAAAAAAAUUCACACUGCUGCCUGCAUUAGCACACAAACUCCACAGAGGCUGUGGUUGAAGAUGUGGAAACAUGUUGUAACUCCAUCCAAAUUGUGAAAUUUCUGUCGUGGCAGUUGAAGGUAAAAAUUUCUGUCGUGGCAGUUGAAGGUAAAAGACUGCAGACACACAAAAGUUUUACUAAUGCACAUAUUUCUCGUUAACAUAGCCUAGAUUUAAAUGCAACUGUAAAUGCACCCUAGAAACCAUUCAUCUUGCAGGUUGGUAGGCUUGAAGCACCUGCAAAUACAGUGCAAGACUUGUCGUGUGAAUUAACUUGUAAAUAAUCCACUUUUGUAACAAAUUUUUUUUAUGAUUUCCAAGAUUAAAGAUAUAUUUAUUAUUUUUCUUAAA
Bacillus rossius redtenbacheri is the source of this 5544-nucleotide messenger RNA. Its product is annotated as interference hedgehog-like. Gene Ontology annotation, biological process: cell-cell adhesion. Lineage: Eukaryota; Metazoa; Arthropoda; Insecta; Phasmatodea; Bacillidae. The transcript has 15 exons. Gene Ontology annotation, molecular function: protein binding. The record is from RefSeq and is a predicted model, not a curated record. Bases 159 to 2987 code for a protein of 942 amino acids.